AUGUAUCUGUCAUACAAGCCAAAAGCAAAACCUAAAGCCCUACUCCGACCUUUGAAAGCUACUUUCGUCUGUGAUCUUAGGAUGGAGCGACAGGUCCCACUUUUAGGAGAUUGGAGACAGGUCUCAGGCAUGUGUGAGUAUACCUGGCGUGGCGCUUACGCCGAGCACGAUCAUUGCUCUUCCAAAAAUCUGUGCAAUGGUUUUCUGUGUGCGACAGCUGUGGUUCCGUCGGUCUUCUUUGUGAUCUUUGUCGUGUUUGGUACGUGCGCCACAGAGACAGCCAAGGAUGGUUCGUGGUGCACACUUUUGGUUGAUCAUCCUUUCUUUACUGUGAAUCUGCUUUUCUUCGUGAACGUGACAGUCGGAUUCUGGGUCAUCGGAUGGAUCCAGAAGUCCAUGUGGCUAAUUGACCCAUACUGGACCAUCCUGCCGCCAUUAAUCGGUCACUUCUAUCGUGAGUUGCCGCAAGUCCAAGACCAGCCAACUGUUCCCACACGUGCAACAGUUUCUCUACUCCUCGUGUGGGUUUGGGCGGUACGGCUCACGAUCAAUUACUUCCGAAGAGAAAAUUGGAAGUUCGGGGAGCGCGAAGACUGGCGUUACACGAAGAUGCAGAAGGAUUUUCCGACGUGCUGGCCUGUGUUGAGCUUUUUCGCCGUCGGACUUGCGCAGCAGCCAUUGCUUGUGGGCAUUACCUGGCCGCUGGAGUAUACGAAUUACGGCGGAGGGGGAGGCAGCGACUCAGAAUAUGGUGCGGAUACUUGGACGAUUGUCGAUUCACUUGCCACCACUGGUUGCGUAGUAGGACUAACUUUCGCCCAUUUCGCCGACAACCAGCUGCGUGAUUACAUGCUUGAAAACGAGACGAGAAGAAAGGAAGGUAGAGACGUCAUUCCCCUCUUGAACACCGGCCUCUGGAAGUACAGUAGACACCCGAACUACUUCGGCGAGCAGCUGUUUUGGUGGAGCGUAGCGCUGUUCGCCAUCGGCGUUGGGGCCUGGUGGACGGCAGUUGGAACCUUGUUGAAUUCUAUCGUGCUAGCAAUCGUCACGGUGAUGACGGAGGAAAAAAUGGUCACGAAUUGGACCCCAGCUCGAGUACACAUGUACAGGUUGUACCAAAGGGAUACUAGCGUACUGAUUCCGCUACCGAAGCGUCACUUAAUUUGCGGAGAAACAGAUCCGAUGAUUGACCCAGCAGCGUCGUGAUCAGCGGAGCAUGGCAAU
Amoebophrya sp. A120 is the source of this 1227-nucleotide messenger RNA. The record is from the annotation of a GenBank genome assembly. Lineage: Eukaryota; Dinophyceae; Syndiniales; Amoebophryaceae.